Molecule: messenger RNA, 4221 nt
Organism: Myripristis murdjan (pinecone soldierfish)
Lineage: Eukaryota; Metazoa; Chordata; Actinopteri; Holocentriformes; Holocentridae
Gene: tmem168a
Product: transmembrane protein 168a
Exons: 6
Coding region: 526-2607 (693 amino acids)
Source: RefSeq, a predicted model, not a curated record
CACACUCACAUGUGAUUUAAAAAGCCAGCGCUUAGCUUGAAGUGGCUAAUUUAACGUUAGCGCAAGUUAGCGGCGAAGCUAACGUUAGCCAAAGUUAGCAAACUGGCCCGGCUAGUGUGUUACAAUGCCACAUCGCCGGAGGAGCCCAGCCUGUCUUGCACUUCCGCAGUCUGUGUUUUGGACCUGGGUGGUGGUUGAGCCGAUAGAUUCCUUUUAGCUUUUUUAUCCUGCUGUUAAUCAUGUCUUGACAGUGCUAUGGUAGAAAUGCCGUCGUCUUCUUCAGUUAACCCCUCUUUAGCUGCAACGAAAUGGUUCAUAGGAAGCUGACUGUGGUUUUCAAACUGUGAUGGGUUGAUUUUGCAGAAUGCCUUCAAGAGGCAUAGUCCUCAGUUUGCAAGUCAUCUGAGCAAGUGGACUAGUAGACAUACACACAACCCCAGCUUUAGAGAGAGAGAGAGAGAGACUGGACAGAACUGACAGCCAGGGGCCUCAUCUGAAUUUGAAUUUGUUGUUUUCAAGUCAGCCAUGGCUCGGGAGGAAGAGGAAGAGGAGCUGACAGCUGAUCGACCCAAGGAAGUGGACAUGUUUACAUCAGUGCGUUUCCUUGGAUACUUGUCCAGUGUCAACCUUCUUGUGGCAGUGUGCGUGGGCAUGUAUGUGCGCUGGGAGGAGACAGAUGAACCGAUGAUUCUGGUUAUUUUUAUCCUGGGCCUCUUUGUCCUAGGGAUAGCCAGCAUCCUCCACUACUACUUUGCAAUGGAGAAAGCCAGCCUCAGUUUGUUCCACCUGUGGUUUGGUUUUCUACUCGGACUCCUGUGCUUCCUCAACAGCCCUACCCUCGAUCAGAAUGUCAAAGAGCAGGUCACCAACUAUCUCCUCCUGGCAAGUGUAGCUAUGAAAGCUGUAUGGGCUCUGACGGAACGGAUAUGCAGCUCUCUCCGGUACAAACCUACGUUGCUAACUUCCAUCGAGCUUCUGGAGCUCCUGGGAUUCAGCAUCGCCAGCACUACCAUGGUUUUUCACAAAUCAAUCGCCAUAAUCAGCUUGGUGGUGGCUCUCGGGGCUCUCGUUGUGGACCUGAGGGUGAAAUCACUUCUAGCCUUGCCGAACCUCGCCUGUUUUGCCUUGGUUACCUCUCUUGUGUUGUUUCAGGCCCUGGGCAUCACAGCCAACCCCUAUGCCCUGGGCUGCUACCUGGGCAGACUGCUUUGUGAGCCCUUGCUGGAUGUGUACUUCAGCGGGCUGGGCCCCAGUGAACGCUGGCUGCCAUUUCUCUCCCUGGGUAGGGUGUGGAGGAGGCUGUCCCUGCUGCCUCUGAGUCUGGCUGAGCUGGCCUUCUUUGUCCUGGCUGCCUUAAAGUUGAGCCACCUGGAGCUGUGGUACCUGGUAAUCCCAGGCUUCUGUGUGUUUGGUCUCUUCUGGUCCAUCUGCCACACAGUUCUGCUGAUCACACUCUGGGGCUUCCACACCAAGCUGAGUGAAUGCCAGAAGGCAUGGCGGGCCCAGCGAACUGGUCACCGGAGCCUGGACCGGGUCAUGGCCUCCAGGGGCAUGAGACACUUCUGCCUCAUUUCAGAACGCCUGGUUUUCUUCUGUCUGCUGUCAACGGCCAUACUGGGAGCUGUGUCCUGGCAGCCCACCAAUGGUCUCUUCCUCGGCGCUCUGCUGGUGGUGCUGCCCCUGGAGUCUCUGGCCCACGGCUUGUUCCAUGAGUUGGGUAGCUGCCUUGGGGGGACUUGUGUUGGCUAUGCCCUGGUCAUACCAACCGCUUUCUGCAGCGCUGACGGCCAACCCAGCCUCCUCCCCCCCGAUCACACGCAGCAGCUGAACCUGCGCUCCACCGGCAUGCUGAACAGCGUGCAGCGCCUCUUCUCGCACCACAUGAUCCAGACGUUCGGCUGCGACUACUCCACCAGUGGCGUCACUCUGGAGGCCGUGCAGACCAAGCUGCGGAGCUUUCUGGAGCUGCGUACUGCGGAUGGGCCGCGCCACGACACCUAUUUGAUUUUCUACAGUGGGCACACGCACCGCGGGACUGGCGCUUGGUCUUUGGCUGGAGGCGAGAGUCUCCAUCUGGCCCAGCUGCUGGAGUGGUGGAAGGAGAAGAACGCUGACCACUGCUCCCGUCUCAUCAUAGUCCUGGACACGGAGAACUCCCUCCCCUGGGUGAAGGAGGUGCGGAGGGUGGAGGGGAUCUACAUAGCCAUACAGGGGGCUGAGUUGAACACCACUGGCGGGGACGCGGAAGCCGGUGACACCCCGGGCCUGGGUGACUUCACCUCCGAGUGGGUGGAGUUCAACUGCAACCCAGACAGCGACAUGCAGUGGUCGGAGAAGGGAAGGACAGUGGCCGCCAUCUACGGUGUGUCCAAACGCUGGAGCGACUACACACUGCACCUGCCAACAGGAAGCGAUGUGGCCAAGCACUGGAAGACCUACUUCCCCAAGGCUACUUAUCCCUUGGUGCACCUGUCCAACUGGUGCUGUGGCCUCAACCUGUUCUGGCUGUGCAGCAUGUGUCUGCGCUGCUUCAGGAGGUGUAAGCUAGCCUGGUUCCCUCCCACUGUACUGGACACUGGGCAGGGCAUCAAACUGGUGCACUCAUAGAUGACAUAGGAUGUCAUAAUGCAGCUUUUGACUCUGGAAAUGUGUUAUUUUAGAGCUGAAGUCGCCUGAGUCAGAGGUGCCUAUACCAAAGGGAAAAAAAACAACAACGCGCAUAAACAAAUUGCCACGUCAGUCGCAGCAUUUAAUGGUGGAAAUUUUGGCACUAAGCAGGGAAGUUGUCGAAAAAGGGAAAGCUCCUUCCAACCGUUUCAUGCUAUGUUAUUUAACUUAAUGCAAAGACUGACACCACCCUGACAAUCAGUUUUUUACCCAAGAACAUGUUUUGUUGUUAUUACUAGUUGGUUGGUGGUUGGUUUGUAUGUUGCCACUUCCAAACAAGGCAGCGAAAAAGCCAAUUAAAAUGGUUUGUUGUUUGUAAUUCAAACAAAUUCGGUGUAACUCCUUCUGUAUGCUGUAUACAGCACUGUAGGAAAAAUUAGGUGAGGAUUCCUCAUUGGUGGUUUCUUUACCCGAGAUGAAGUAGAGAAUACCAAAGUUGAGCAUUUUUUUAUGUAAGUGUAAUGGGAAAUUGGGGAAUACCGUUAAUAUGCAGUGCAUAAUUAAUGUCAUUAUGCUGUUACUGCAGUAUUUUUCUUUUCUUUUACGUACCACGUCAAAUAUUUUACAAUUGAGUGCCUUAAAACUUCUUGGGAUCUACGUUGAGGGAGAUGCUUGUUUUUAGUUAUAUAUAUGUACCCUUAUCCUUGCCCCUUAUUUAUAUUCAUAGUGUUGAGCGGACAGUUUUAUCUAGAGCAGUUUAAAGUGUGUGAGCGGGGAGUGGUUAAGUGUCUUCCACAGUGCCUCCAUCAGAAUGAACAGGUCGGCUGUGGUGGUGGUGGUCCAACUUGUGACCCUCUGCGUGUAGGACGGUCUAACCACCAGACCGCCCUGCCAGUCCUGCCGCAGGAACUCUCUCAUUGUACCAUCCAGACUGUUUGGGGAAUGCCUUUUUACUCGCGCGUCGAACAAAGAAAGAUGUUCACAAUUGGAUACGACACAGUACAUUAUCGCCAGACACUCUAGUCCUGUCCUGCGCCCAGAGCUUUUUGUUUACAUAAAUUGAUUCAAUAAGUUGAGGCAGUGUGUGUGUGGCAAGGCUCUCUUGUAUGGAUUCAGAGGGGCUGAGUAGUAAUGACAUCCCCUCACGUACACACACACACACACACACACACACAGACAGACGGUACAUGCAGGUUUUCUCACUGGCUUGACACUGUUGCCCUUGCUGUCAAAUUUACUGUCAAACAGCGAGUUGUCAUGCAAAGCAGCACAACAUCAAGAGGCCCCCAGUGCCUUUAUCAGUGCAUUGACCAUAAGGACUGGUAUUGACCAUCCGUUCUAAUUUGUUUGCCUUCUCAUCAUGUCCCUCUCUCUCUCACACACACACUCUCUCUCUGUUUCUUUCACCCCCAAGCUCUGAAAUGGAUUGCUGCCUUCAGUAUGUGGUGCACUGUGAUGUUCAUGCUAAAGAGGUCAAGUUGAAUUUUCCACAUUUAAUCACCCCUGUGCCUUGCUCUCGCUGUACGAUAUAUUCUGUGUUCAUUCCUUAUGGCUUAAGCUGUUGAGAUAUGUUACUGUUGAUAAUGUAACAAUUAAACUUGUAUAAUAAACCAA